AUGAAGUCAUUAAUCAGGCUGAAUGUGAACGAGAAGAACUUAGAAGGUAAGACGGCAUUGGAUAUCCUAAAACCUGGAAAUGUUGAAGCAAGGGAAAUUUUAAUGAGCGCAGGAGCCAGAGAUCUUGUCGAUGAUUCUAACACUACUGAAAAUUACUUGAAGUCAAAUUUAACGUGGAAAGAUAGUAUUAUCAAAGUUGGUGCUUACCUGGAUUUUGGUUUGCCAGAGAAUAUGCGAAACACUAUCCUAGUAGCAGUUGUUCUUAUUGCAACUGCUGCAUUUCAAGCCGCUCUCACUCCCCCUUUAGGGAUUUCUGACAUUGAUACCACUCCUGUUUUUCCCAGCAUCACUUCUGUCUAUAAUGCUACUACUACAACCAAUUCCACUAGCACCAACUUGUACAGCAAAACCAAAAGAACUGCAAAAAUAAGUAUAUUUUUCAACACAAUCGCCUUUGGACUUGCAAUGGGAACGUGUUUUAUACUUACGCUCGAUCCACUCCAGUUGUUUCUCUUCCUACCUCUUUUGCUAUUUUCGGCAAGCUAUGCAGCUUUGGCAUAUGGAAUAUACCCAGGUACAGAAGCUUUUUUUCUUCCGUUUGCGGUGGGGUCAUUAGUCCUACUGCCUUUCUCGACGCUAAUUCCCUGGAGAAGGAUAGUACACAGAGGGCUAAUAAGGGGUGGAGAAAACUACUCCAACUACAACCUUGACGAGGUGAAGUAUCUCAUAUUUGCUAACAUUUAUGCGCAUCAUCAAGGAAACCUACGCAUGAGGAUGGCUAAAAUGAAAGCAUCUAGAUGGAAGGCCAAGGAAAAUAAUGUGUAG
Fraxinus pennsylvanica is the source of this 825-nucleotide messenger RNA. Lineage: Eukaryota; Viridiplantae; Streptophyta; Magnoliopsida; Lamiales; Oleaceae. The record is from the annotation of a GenBank genome assembly.